Molecule: messenger RNA, 1149 nt
Organism: Leptopilina boulardi
Lineage: Eukaryota; Metazoa; Arthropoda; Insecta; Hymenoptera; Figitidae
Exons: 2
Coding region: 68-961 (297 amino acids)
Source: RefSeq, a predicted model, not a curated record
AAAAAAUGGUAACAUUUUUAUAACUUAUAUUUUUUUUAAUAAGUUUCUAUAAUCAUUUGACAAAAAAAUGUUGAACAAAAUGUUUUCCUCUAUUUUAGCCAAUUUUUUUCUUUUAUUAAUAAUUGGUGGAUUUUCAACGACUGUUUUAAUUAAUUGCACAGCAGCAAAAAAUGGAUUAACAGAACUUAAAGAAAUAGCAUCUCCUGAACUUAUAUACAAUGAAGUUGGGGAAAGUUCAGGUAGUGAUGACAAAGAUGGAUCAACUCCUAGUUCUGGAGAAGGUUCUACUCCUGAUUCUGAUGGGAAUACUACUCCUAGUUCUGGAGAAGGAGAAGGUUCUACCCCUGACUCUGAUGGGAAUACUACUCCUAGUUCAGGAGAUGGAGAAGGUUCUACUCCUGACUCUGAUGGGAAUACUACUCCUAGUUCUGGAGAAGGAGAAGGUUCUACCCCUGACUCUGAUGGGAAUACUACUCCUAGUUCAGGAGAUGGAGAAGGUUCUACUCCUGACUCUGAUGGGAAUACUACUCCUAGUUCUGGAGAAGGAGAAGGUUCUACCCCUGACUCUGAUGGGAAUACUACUCCUAGUUCAGGAGAUGGAGAAGGUUCUACUCCCGACUCUGAUGAAACUAGCACACCCAGUUCAGGUAGUGAUGACAAAGAUGGAACAACUCCUACAACAGGAAAUGGAUCCACCUCUAAUUCUAAUGGCAACAGUACACCAAGUUCAGAUGACGAUGAUAAAAAUGGAUCAACUCCCAACUCUAAUGCAACUCCUACACCAAGUCCUAAUAACAAAAAGAAUAAAAAAUGCACAUUCCGUUUGUAUUGCUACAUUAAAAAUAAGAUAUUAAAUUUUAGAUGUUGGAUUACUAGGGCUAUACUUAGAAUAAAAUUUCUUAAUUUUUUGACUAACGGUCGCAUAUAUUCGUGGUACGUGAAUAAAUGUCCUUACAAUUAAUGGAAUUUUUAUUAUUUAACUUGUUGUCAGGUAUUCAUUAAUAAAAUUUUUAAAAAAAUAAAUUUUUAAUUAAAAAAAUUAAAUAUUAAUUUUUAAUUAUAAAUUAAUUACUACUAAAUACUUAUUGUAUAUUUUAAAUAUCCAAAUUCUAAAAUUUCUGAAAAUUGUUAAUUUGUAAUCAAUAAAGU